AUGGAUUUCUCACAGAAAGACGGUAAAAAAUCAAAGAAAAGUCAAGAAAAAGCAACAACCCCACAACCGGCGACAACCUCCAAGUUUCAACCCUCACUUCUAAACCCCGUCCAUCCGUCACAAGCACAAUCAGUUAUCAGCCCAAUAACAAAAAACACCUCGAUACCGGCACAAAGGGAAUUCGCAGUGGAGGAUGAUGAUGAGUUAGAAAUAGAAAGCCCUGCCAGAGAGCAACCGAAAAUUCCGCUGGAGCAGACGCUGCAGGAGCGCCUGUCUCCCCUGUCGGAAGUAUUCACGGGAGAGCAAUUGAAAACACUGUCAGCGGUGAUGGCCGCUUUGUCAGAGCUACCAGCUUCGCAGCAGCCAGGGUCAGUCGGCAGUCUAAGAAAGACCAGGUCGGCGGUCCCCCAGUUACCUGUUAGGGAUCUCCUAACGGCCCUGAAUCAAGAGAACACCCCAGAAAAAAGAAAGCGCUCGGAUCCGGCGGAAACAGAAUGGCCUGAAACAGAGCAAGUCCCCACCGCGGAAUAUGAACGAAGAGCGCCGGUUCUACAGAUAGCUAGACGGCAGACAAUCCAGCCAAAGGAUUCUCCCCUGUGCCGAGAAAUCCUAGAAGAAAGGAUGGAAAGGAUAAAAAUCCCGACAGGAAGAUACGAUGGGACGACAGAUCCGGAGGAUCACUGCACCACAUUCGAACAGCACAUGAUGCUGUACACUGAUUCUGAUGCCAUGUGGUGCAAAGUAUUCCCAUCCACACUCCUAGGAGUGGCAGCGAGCUGGUAUAAGGGCAUAGAGGCACACUCCAUAUACAGUUUCCGACAGCUGCAGGCGUCGUUUUUGUCACGAUUUGUGAGCAAACAGAAGAGAAAGAAAUCAUCGGGAGAGUUGAUGUCGUUCUCUCAAAGAGAUAGAGAGCCGUUAAGGGAUUAUCUCACCCGCUUUAACAACGAGUCAAUCACUAUUCCCAAUUUGCAGCAGGAGGUUGCUGUUCUGGCUCUUAUGAGGGGAAUGCAAGAGUGCGAAUUCAAGAAAUACCUCAGCCGGAAGUCAUACACCAAUCUGGGUGACGUCCUGCACAAGGCCAACGAGUACAUCAGGGGGGAUGAAAUGAUGAAGAUCUCCAAUGUGGUAGUGGCAACCGGCGGAAAUGUCGGGUACAAUCCAGGCUAUAACCCACAGACGGGAAAAGGAGGAAAAAAUUUUCAUCAGAGCAAUAAUCAGCAAGGGGCAGGCCAGAGAAACCAGAAUAACAGAAAUGCCAAUCCACAAGGGCAGAGAAGCCGGCAAGACAGAAGGGAGUCCAGAGGACUCUUUGAUAACUACACUCCGCUGAACACACCGCGGACGGCAAUUUAUAACAUAAACAACAAGAUGGAUGGCUGGAGAAGGCCGCCACCAAUGCAGAGUAGGGAAAGGAAUGUCAAGAAAUUAUGUGACUUCCAUAAUGAGCACGGCCACCUAACAGAGGACUGCAGAGACCUCAAAGACAACAUUGAGGAUAUGGUCAGAAAGGGGUAUUUCUCACAGUAUAGGGCAAGGCAGGGAAAUGGUAACAACAACUCCAUGGGAGGAAACCCUACCAAUUCAUACCGGCCACAACAGCAAAAUCAACAACAAUACCCUAGAAUCGAGCAACCAUAUCAGCCGCCUAGAAUCGAGCAAAAACAGCCGGAAACCAGUGCCAGAGCAGAACAUAGGGAUGGGGGGAAAAAACCACCCGUGUAUGUAAUUUCUGGCGGCCCAGUCCACGGAGGGACAAUAAGCGGCGCCAGUAGAAGCUUGGAGGAACACAGGCACAUGGUAAACUUUCAUAACACAAGAGUGUGGCCUAACCCACCCAGCAUACCAGUGAUGACAUUCUCGAAAUCGGAUUGCAGAGGCAUCAUUUUCCCGCAUGAUGACCCACUAGUUCUUACAAUUGAUAUAGCAAAUGCCGAUGUGAACAGAGUACUGGUAGACGGCGGCAGCUCAGCAAACAUCAUCUUCUGGGAAGCUUUCAAACAAUUGCACAUACCAGAGGACGAACUUCAAAGGGUAAACUACCCAGUAAUCGGUUUCUCAGGAUCUACAGUGUACCCAUAG
Spinacia oleracea (spinach) is the source of this 2082-nucleotide messenger RNA. RefSeq lists its product as uncharacterized. The record is from RefSeq and is a predicted model, not a curated record. The transcript has a single exon. Bases 1 to 2082 code for a protein of 693 amino acids. Lineage: Eukaryota; Viridiplantae; Streptophyta; Magnoliopsida; Caryophyllales; Amaranthaceae.